Argentina anserina (silverweed cinquefoil) is the source of this 2359-nucleotide messenger RNA. Its product is annotated as serine/threonine-protein kinase Nek3-like. Bases 284 to 2134 code for a protein of 616 amino acids. Gene Ontology annotation, biological process: protein phosphorylation. The record is from RefSeq and is a predicted model, not a curated record. Gene Ontology annotation, molecular function: protein serine/threonine kinase activity; ATP binding. The transcript is spliced from 15 exons. NCBI's taxonomy places the organism in Eukaryota, Viridiplantae, Streptophyta, Magnoliopsida, Rosales, Rosaceae.
CAGUUUGUCAGUUUCUUAAAGGCUGAGAGAGAAAGAGAGAGAAAAAAAACCCAAUAGGGGCUAAUGGGCGAAGGAGCCACUGCAACUUCCUCUUCAGUUCUUCUUCCGAGUUCUCUGCUUUGUAUUCUUGUUGUCCCCAAACGGUGUCGUUUAUAGUUGCUGCUGUUGCUGCUAAUGUGUCCUUUCCAACCUGCAUUGUGAUCUAUCUCUCUUUCUCUCUCUGGAUCCAACUCACUCAGGUCCUGCAAAUCUCUCUCUGUUUUGGCUCUAAAGAACCAACAUUAUGGAGCAAUAUGAAGUUCUGGAGCAAAUUGGGAAAGGGGCUUUCGGUUCUGCCCUUCUUGUCAGGCAUAAGCAUGAAAAGAAGAAGUAUGUGUUGAAAAAGAUUCGUCUUGCUCGCCAGACUGAUAGAUCACGAAGAUCUGCACAUCAGGAGAUGGAGCUCAUUUCUAAAUUCAAAAAUCCAUUUAUUGUGGAGUAUAAAGAUUCUUGGGUUGAAAAGGGUUGCUAUGUAUGCAUAAUAUUAGGUUACUGUGCUGGAGGAGACAUGGCAGAAGCUAUAAAAAAGGCCAACGGUAUUCUUUUUCCUGAAGAGAAAAUCUGUAAGUGGCUUGUUCAACUGCUCAUGGCACUCGACUAUUUGCACAAGAAUCAUAUUCUUCAUCGUGAUGUCAAGUGUUCUAAUAUCUUCUUAACAAAAGAUCAAGAUAUACGCCUGGGUGACUUUGGACUUGCAAAAAUGUUGACUUCAGAUGAUCUUGCCUCUUCUGUUGUGGGAACUCCUAGCUAUAUGUGUCCUGAACUUCUUGCUGAUAUACCUUAUGGUUCCAAAUCAGAUAUUUGGUCUUUGGGAUGCUGCAUAUAUGAGAUGACUUCUCAUAGGCCUGCAUUUAAAGCAUUUGAUAUACAAGCACUUAUUACCAAGAUUAAUAAGUCUAUAGUGGCUCCCCUUCCAACAAAGUACACUGCUGCAUUUCGAGGCCUUGUUAAAACCAUGCUUCGAAAAAAUCCAGAACUCAGGCCAAGUGCAGCAGAGCUGCUCCGUCACCCAGUUCUUCAGCCUUAUGUUCAAAAGGUUCAUCUCAAAAUCAAUAGCCCCAAUUAUUUGAAGAAAACUAGAUUUUCUGAGGUAGAAGAUGUUAGAUACUCAACAUACCAGGAAAAGCGGCGUACAUUAAGCAAUGAUAGGACAUUGAAUCCUAGUAUUUCUGGAGGUGAGCAAGGUUCUCUGUGCUCUGCUCAAGACAUGAAUGAAAAAUUCAAUUAUCUGAAUCAAGAAUUUGCUGGAUCGUCUGUUGGUGUCACCCAAAAAAAGGUAGCCACUCGCAAACAGUCAUUUGCUUCCAAAACUUCAAGUAAUGUCCACACUCAGCGAAGUACUCCAGCAAAAUCUUCUGCCACUUCAAAGAGAUGGAUGGAGCCAAAGAAUCACUCAUCGAUUCCUGUUUCACGCACUCAGGACAAAGCAGUAACUACAACUCGCAGAGCAUCAUUGCCAUUCUCAACAAGACCUGCGAUUCAGAAACAAUUCUCUUUCCGGCCUAGUGUUGGUGUCCUACACUGUAUCAAAUCUCCUGAUGUCUCUGUCAAUUCCCCUCGAAUUGAUAGGAUAGCUGAAUUCCCAUUAGCAUCAUAUGAAGAAGAAUUGUAUGAAGAACAAUUUUUGCCUACCCGCAGAGGCUCUCCAACCUCUGUGCAAGGCUCAUCUGGCUCCCCACAAUCUGGUGACCGUUCAAUCAUGAAAGACAAGUGCACAGUUCAGAUAUUUGAUAAAGCCUCUCGCAGGCUUAGUUUCACAGGUGCAUGGCAGGGAAUUGACCGCAGCAUGUUUCAAGUUGACAGAGAAAACCGAAGUGAUGCAUGUUCUGAUCAAAAUGCAACUGCUGGAGCAUCAAGCCGGACCUCAUCAGACACACGCCGCCGAUUUGACACCUCUUCAUACCAGCAAAGGGCUGAAGCUUUGGAAGGGUUGCUUGAGUUUAGUGCAAGGUUACUCCAAUACGAAAGGUAUGAAGAGCUUGGGGUGUUGCUGAAGCCUUUUGGUCCCGGGAAAGUUGAUCCUAGGGAAACUGCUAUAUGGUUAACUAAGAGCAUCAAGGAAAAUACUGUCAAACAAGAUGAUGAGAUUAUUUAGUUACAAAACAUCUAAUGAGCUGAUGCCAUGCGGUCUGGAAUGUAUCAUAUUUCUGACAAGUAGGUUUUGUAGUUCUGAGGUUUUGUUCUGAGUUUUCUCAAGAGGAGUUAGGCAUCUAGUCAGAUGUUCAUUUGUAGGCUCUAAUCUCAGACUAGUCAUCACUGUGGACUCAACUUAGUUUGAGAAACAUCAUUGGUUAAUUAAUGGUAAUAUCUCAUUGUAUUA